This is a messenger RNA of Penaeus vannamei (Pacific white shrimp), 1709 nucleotides long. Lineage: Eukaryota; Metazoa; Arthropoda; Malacostraca; Decapoda; Penaeidae. The record is from RefSeq and is a predicted model, not a curated record.
AUGGGAUCCCAAGCUGACUCGACUCCGUAAACCGGUCGAAAAAAAGGAAAAAAAAAAAAAAAAAAAUGGAGAACCUGGACGACUUCGAGGCGGAGGUGGAGGACGUGGCCCUGGGCAGCGGGGUGACGGUGCGGCGGCAGCUCCCCCAGGCCUCCCCCGGCAACUGGCUCGAGCACGCGUUCAACGACAGCGACUGCCUCGUGAACAGCGACGGCUCCGACUGCCAGGUGAACGCCACGCUGCUGGGGAACGGCUCCUUCCUCAUGAACGCGACGGCGACGGCCCUCCCGCCGAGCCUGGGCUUCGACGACAACGCCAUGACGGACAUCAUCGUCUACUGCGUCCUGUUCAUCGUCGCCGCCAUCGGGAACUUCACCGUGUUCAUCACCCUCUUCCGCAACAGGCACCGGAAGUCGCGGGUCAACCUCAUGAUCAUGCACUUGGCCGCCGCCGACCUCAUGGUCACCCUCAUCAACUUCCCCCUCGAGGUCGGCUGGCGCAUCACGACCCAGUGGGUGGCCGGGAACCUCGCCUGCAAGCUCUUCCAGUUCCUCCGGGCCUUCGGGCUCUACCUCUCGUCCCUCGUCCUCGUCUGCAUCAGCCUCGACCGCUACUUCGCCAUCGUGCACCCGCUCAAGGUGAACGAUGCCCAAAGACGAGGAAAAAUGAUGCUGUCGUUCGCUUGGUCCAUCGCCGCUGUCUGUUCCAUUCCCCAGAGCGUCAUCUUCCACGUGGACACCCACCCCGUCUUCAAGAAUUUCAAGCAGUGUGUGACGUUCGGCUUCUUCCAGACGCAGGUCGAGGAGCGAACUUACAAUGUCUUCUGUCUGGCUGCCAUGUACUUCAUGCCUCUCCUGAUCAUCAUCGUGGUCUACCUGAGGAUCCUGUGGGAGAUCUCGCAGAAGUCCAAGGAUUCGAAAGGUAUGUAUAUACAGGCUGGGUCAGGCACAAAGCCGUGCAGCGGAGGGCGCCGCGAAGGCCGCCUCAGACUCCGGCGCAGCGACAUGACCAACAUCGAGAGGGCGCGAGCGAGGACCCUCCGCAUGACCCUCAUCAUCGUCCUCGCCUUCGUCUGGUGCUGGACGCCCUACGUGGUCAUCGUCAUGUGGUACAUGUUCGACCGGCAGAGUGCCAUGCAGGUAGACAAGCGGUUGCAAGACGCACUCUUCAUCAUGGCCGUGAGCAACAGCUGUGUCAACCCUCUGGUCUAUGGCACUUACACCAUCAACUUCCGGAACGAACUGAGCAGAUGUUUCGGAAGGAAGAAAAAGCCCCCAGUUCUUGCAAGGAAGUCCACAGAAAACGUCGAUAAAGUUUAUACAAGAACGCUGGAAAACGCUUUCUCAAGACUGACUCAAGAGAUAAAAGUGAUCGCAACUGCUUUUGUCCAGAAGCUGCAGAUCAUGUACCUCAAAGUAACAGGCUUGCUCUACCUGUGUUCUCCUAGUGUGGGCAGCCAGGACCUUCGAGGACCUAAGCUGCACGCAAGGUCUUCCGUCAGCUUCCCCGAACCAGGUCGUCCAACAGCACUGGCUACCUUAUCACCUGUACAUGAAUGUACGCUGAAGAGCCAGGUGCAAUCACUUGACCUGACAUUGUCAAGGUUCGCUUGUAUUAGCGAAAGUAAAGAACAGAGGCGGUACCUGAACGUUGUGGCGGGUCUGCUAACACCUGGCCUGCCCGCCUCCCCACCCCCCAUCGCUGCCUAA